Messenger RNA from Truncatella angustata, 2217 nucleotides. RefSeq lists its product as uncharacterized. The record is from RefSeq and is a predicted model, not a curated record. The transcript is spliced from 2 exons. NCBI's taxonomy places the organism in Eukaryota, Fungi, Ascomycota, Sordariomycetes, Amphisphaeriales, Sporocadaceae. Gene Ontology annotation, cellular component: nucleus; transcription factor TFIIF complex. The coding region runs from base 140 to 2209 and encodes 689 amino acids. Gene Ontology annotation, biological process: transcription initiation at RNA polymerase II promoter; positive regulation of transcription elongation by RNA polymerase II. Gene Ontology annotation, molecular function: RNA polymerase II general transcription initiation factor activity; TFIIF-class transcription factor complex binding; DNA binding.
CCAGCAAUUAUCUAGCAGAUUAUCAUAGUCUCGCUACAACAACAGAGCAUUGACUGCAGCGGCAUCGGUGCUGGCUAUCCCCUGAUAACUUGCACAGCUACCACUUCCCUGCGACGUGACGCGAUCGCGUUUGUCCACAAUGAGCGCCUCGCCAGCCGGUGGUCCUAAUGGCCAGACGCCGACACCUCCCCAAGGGAAAGGCCCUAUGGCUCGUCGCAGGCCAGUCAAGUCCAACCCCUUCCGUCCUGUAGGGAAAGCACAUGCUCGCCCAGCAGCUGUCCAUGCCCCAGGGACGCCGAUGCCUGCCGGCUCCAAAGGAAUACCACCUAAACCUACCGGCCCCAAAAUACAGGCAAAACCCGGUGCUCCAGCGCAACCCAACUUCGAAGCUGAUCGUCAGAGGAACGGUGGAUGGUCCUUUCCCAUGCGGGAGGGUAUGGGCGAGUUCGACUUAGUCCUGACCAAGAAGGGCAACAACGACGGCAUGCGCUCUCAUGUCAUGCGCCUAGUGCCCCCUCGAAAGACACAAGCUGGCAUUGAUCCUUCAGAUCAGAACGAGUUCACCCGUCCUGUCUUGCUACAUCGUCGUGAUCCCAGACAGCCCCCACCCGGCCGCUCGCAUAAGGAGCCUACGCCUGAAGCAGAAGAGUCGCCCGAACAGAUUGCGGAAAGGGAGAGGCUGGCGCAGGCCAAGGCCGAAAGAGACACCCAAAAGGCUAUUGACGAUGCCCAAAAGGCCCCAUCCAGUGGUCCCAUGAAAAAACAACCCAAGCAGAAGGACAAGCCGCAAGGAACCAAAGUCAAUCAUGGACCUCGGACAGCAGCGCAGAAGAAAGAAUCUGAGAUUAGAUACGAGGAAGCUCUACCAUGGCAUUUGGAGGACGCAGAUGGCGGGAAUGUAUGGGUCGGACAGUAUGAGCAGCCUCUCUCCGGCACAAAGGUCGCCAUCUUAUACAAAGACAACAAGUUCAUUGUGACGCCUUUGGAAAAAUGGUACAAAUUUUCUUCAAAGCGAUCAUCGGUGAACGCCAUGACGCUGGACGAGGUCGAGGCCAUUCUCAAAAAGAAGGCACCAGUCGCACGGUGGGCCAUGAGGGAUCAGCAGCGCGAAGCAGCUGAGAAGGAACUAGCUGCAUCUCGUGGUCAGGGUAUGGUCAAGCAGGAGAGUCGUACAUAUAAGCAGUCUUCGCGUGCAGAGAAGGCUGAUCAUGAUGACAUUGACAUGUCAGGUGACGAGUUCCAGGACGAUGAUGAGAACACAAACCUUGAAGCAGAUAAGGACGAAGACAGCAAGGAUGCGCAGGAGAAGGUCCGCAGAGAUCAACUUGGAGCGAAUCUCUUUGGACACGCAGACGAGAAAGUUGUCGAGAAGGAGGAGGCUCAACGCCGCCGCGAAGAGCUUGAGAGGAAACUGUUUGGCAAAAAUAUGAAGAAAGCCCUGAAGAAGCGGGACAAGCAGUUCCAAUACGACGACACUGACGACUCGGAGAGAGAGCGAGAUCCUUUUGCUUCUUCUAGCGAGGAAGAGUCCGAUUCGGAGUCUGACGAGGAAAAGGCCAAGAAGGAGAAGGAGGAAAAGGAAAAGGAGGCCAAGGAUAAGAUCACUGGCGAUUCUUCCAAGGGCAACAACACACCCCAGGGUAAGAAGGUGGAUGCUGCUAAGAAGGGCAAAUCGCUAAAGCGUUCUGGUUCGCCCAUGGUCUCUGACUCCAGUGGCAACGAAUCAACCCGCAAGAACAAGAAGAAGAAGCUCGGUCCAUCAGGCUCCUCUCUUGUUGGCAGCCGCAGCGGUACUCCGAUCCCUCGUCGGCCUGGUGCCGGAUCCGCUAGUGAUGCAGAGGCCACAGGAGGUGAGAUGUCGGAUGGCGUUGGUGGCAGAACCAAGAAGAAGAAGAUCGCCGGUAGCAAUCUCGCGACAGGUACUAACGCAAGAGGUACUCCUGUCGGCAGCAGGUCCGGUAGUCCCGCUCCUGCAUCUGGUGCUCGCUCGCCUAUGUCGCAACCCCUUACGGCUCAGGAAAUUGUCGAUGCUCUUCCGGAAGAUCCCGCAAAGGGCCUCAACAUCAGUCAGCUGCUGAAGUUGUUUAACACGAGAAUUGGCGAUGGAGAGGGCAAGACCACCAAGGCAGAGUUCAUUGCCCUAGUUAAGCAAAACGGCAGAUUUAAGAAAGACACCAAGACGCUUUCAAGGAAGAUCAAGGCUGCGUAGACAUGCCC